Molecule: messenger RNA, 306 nt
Organism: Epithele typhae
Lineage: Eukaryota; Fungi; Basidiomycota; Agaricomycetes; Polyporales; Epitheliaceae
Exons: 3
Biological process (GO): mRNA splicing, via spliceosome
Cellular component (GO): precatalytic spliceosome; U6 snRNP; Lsm1-7-Pat1 complex
Molecular function (GO): RNA binding
Source: RefSeq, a predicted model, not a curated record
CUCAUAUUCUCGGUGUUCAAGACCCUCACGGACCAGCAGGUCACCGUCGAGCUCAAAAACGAUCUCUCCAUCACCGGCACCCUCAAGUCCGUCGACCAGUUCCUGAACAUCCGCCUGGACAACAUCAAAGUCCUCGACCCGGCGAGACACCCACACAUGAUGGCGGUGAAGAACUGCUUCAUCCGGGGCUCCGUCGUCCGGUACGUCCAACUUCCCGCUGAGAGCGUUGACACGCAGCUCCUGGAGGAUGCCACGCGACGAGGUGAGCCUCCUUCGUUCCUUUCGCUCUGCUGCGCCCCCCACUGA